Molecule: messenger RNA, 3059 nt
Organism: Drosophila virilis
Lineage: Eukaryota; Metazoa; Arthropoda; Insecta; Diptera; Drosophilidae
Gene: m
Product: miniature
Source: RefSeq, a predicted model, not a curated record
AUGUGGAGCCCACAAAAAGGUCCUACACGGCUGUGGGACCUUAGAUUUAGUAGCUGUAUAUUUAUUUUACAUUUAAUGUUUAGUUUAGUCAUAGCUGGUAAUGAACUGUGGCCCAUGGAUCGGCCAGAUGGUAUGCCAAACAUAGUUUCACUGGAGGUCAUGUGUGGUAAGGAUCAUAUGGACGUACAUUUGACGUUCUCCAAUCCCUUCGAAGGCAUUGUUAGCUCCAAAGGACAACACAGUGAUCCGCGUUGUGUGUAUGUGCCACCAUCGACGGGCAAGACGUUCUUCUCGUUCCGCAUCUCGUACUCACGCUGCGGCACCAAACCGGAUCUCAACGGCCAGUUCUAUGAGAAUACGGUAGUCGUGCAGUAUGACAAGGAUCUGCUGGAGGUCUGGGACGAGGCGAAGCGUUUGCGCUGCGAGUGGUUCAACGACUAUGAGAAGACCGCCUCCAAGCCCCCGAUGGUAAUUGCCGAUUUGGAUGUAAUACAGCUUGACUUUCGCGGCGAUAAUGUUGAUUGCUGGAUGGAGAUACAACAUGGCAAGGGACCCUGGGCGCCGCCGGUGAGCGGCAUUGUGCCACUGGGAUCGACGCUCACCUUGGUGGUGGCCAUCAACGACUAUCGCGGUGAAUUUGAUAUGCGCGUCAAGUCGUGCGUCGCCUCGGACGGCUCGGGACAUGUCAUCAAUCUAUCGGAUGAGUUUGGCUGUGUGCUGCGUCCCAAGAUGAUCUCACGCUUCCUCAAGGCGCGCGCACCCGAUGAGCGCGCCACGGUCAUAACCUAUGCCUUCUUCCAUGCCUUCAAGUUUCCGGAUGCGCUCAGCGUGCACAUCAAGUGCAAGGUCGAGAUUUGCCGACACGGCUGCCUGGAUCACUGCCAGAACACGGCGGCCGGCGAGGGGCUAGGCCCGGCCAUUGGCAAUGCCCACGAGCGCAAGGAUGUGCACAUCGGUGAUGCCAUGGGCAGCAGCAGCAACAAUGAUAUGCACAGAGAUCUGGCCAUGCCGCCGGCCAACCUGGGUCACGGUCCGCAGUCCGGACACCAUGGCCUGGGCAUGGGCUUGGGCAUGGGCAUGGGUAUGGAUCAUGACAUCUUCUACGAGGACAUCAUACACGAUCACAAACAGACCAUGGGCGGCGGUGCUGGCGGCGGCGGCGGUGGGCCUGAUCUGUACGAGGAGAAGAGCGGCAAUCUGCAGCCGCGACCCGUGCACGAGGACCCCGAUGAGGAGGCCGAUCUGUCCGAUCUCUUUGGCGACGAUGAUUUGAGCGAUAUGGAUGGCGACGGUGAGCGCUAUUUGGGACUUAAGAAGAGCGGCAAAUUUCCGCACGGUCCACGCCAGCUGGAGGCGCAAAAGCGCAUGGGCGUGCCCAUGGCCGGACCGCGCUCUCUGGAGCCGAAAUCUGAGCUGGAUGAUGUGCCGCGUCCCGUUUACCGGCCACAGGCGGAGGCAUUGAAACAAACGCGCGAUGAUCACAUUGAUCUCGACGAGCCAAAUGCCAACAGCUCCACAGAGUCGACGGCGACACAGACGCAGACACAGACGCCGCAAGGCAGCAGCCGCCGGCGUCGUCGAUCCUUGGUCAUAGCGGAUCGCAAGGUGCGCAGCGCCGAUGUCGGCGUCAGCGGGCUGUACGAUGUCAUCUCUGAGGCGGAUCUGGCCUUCUCGCCGGACUCCAAACAGGAGGCGGUCACCGUCUUUCAGGGCAAGAUCAGUGAGGAGGUCGUCUACGGCAUUUGCAUGCCGGUGCCCGGCUUCAGCAUACUCUUCAUCGUGGUCAUCUCGGCGACCAUUGUCUCGGCGCUAAUUGCCGGCUCACUGCUCUAUCGCUAUCAGCUGCAGAAGGAGGCGCUCGAGAAGCAGACGCCCAUGCCCGUGCCGGGCACACUGGCCUCCUGGAUGACGCUGCGCCUCUUCCGCUUGCGACACCUGCAACAACAGCAGCAGCAGCAGCAGCAACAACAGCAGCAGCAACAGUUGCCCAGCGCCACUGCUGGCCAUGAAACGGUGCAGUGAGGGAUCGCUUCUAGUUCCCUGCCCCUGUCCCUGUCCCUGCCCCCUCAAGCCUAGCCCCAAUCCUGCUGCAACAGUUUUAACUUAUUUAUUUAUACUAUAUAUAUUUUUUUUGUUUUUUUUGUUUAACCACAAAGAAAAUGUCCUACUGACUGGCGGGUUUUGCACCUGCACCUUUUCCAAACUCAGCACAGAUAGAAGACAAAUUAAGUAGAAGAAGUAGCCACAAAGAUAGAGAAGAAACAGAAUGGAAUGGAGCACGUUUUCAUUUCAGGAAACGCAAUGGAAUGGAACAUGCAUGCAAUUGAGUAGAAACCGAAUGGAAUGGAAUGGAAUGGCAUGGAUAAAGCUUUCUUUCACUCGUUAACUUUGGAAUAGAAAUAGAAAACAAAAUGCAAUGAAAUAUACAUCCGACGAUGUCCAAAUUCGUUAGUAAGUAACAGAGAGAAAGAGAGCGGAAUUUAGUAUGUUUUCCAUUCAUUCGCAAGUUAAAGAAGAACAGAAACAUAAUGAAAUGGAGAAUUUCGCUAGAAGAAAUAUAUCAAAGCUUAACAUGCUUCGGCUCAUGUGUGACAAAUAAAUAGAAGGGAACGAAAAUGGCAUGAAACACCGUCGUGUUCACUUUAAAACCUUUUCAGUCCUUAGUUAGCAGCUCGGAAAGUGGGAAAAGCGAAUAGAAUGCAACGUGCAUUGAUUCAUGUGCUAGCUGGAAUGUGGAAUGGAACACGUAUUCGUCCACUCGUUAGUUUCUUACUCGUUAGUUCUUUGCUCUCGUCAGCUGAAACGGGCAACAUGGCAAUACUUGAAGGCAAUUGGUUGGUACCCAACACUCCCAACUGAUCCGAUAGAGAGAUGCGUUCAAUGUCCCGAUCAAGUGUUUUUUUUUUUUUUUUGGUGCUGCAUAAUAUUUAUUUAUUUAUGUGUAUUUUUUUUUACUGGGUGCAUUUAGUCGUAAAAUCUGCAAUAACAUAAACGAAGAAUACAAAUAACAAUAGAGUUUGCCCAAUAUAUACAAUAAACGUAUUUCUAAAUAGAUCAAC